Suillus clintonianus is the source of this 589-nucleotide messenger RNA. RefSeq lists its product as uncharacterized. NCBI's taxonomy places the organism in Eukaryota, Fungi, Basidiomycota, Agaricomycetes, Boletales, Suillaceae. Bases 150 to 488 code for a protein of 112 amino acids. The record is from RefSeq and is a predicted model, not a curated record. The transcript has 4 exons.
CGAGCAUUAUUGACUAUCGUCCAGGACACUUGCAGAGCUUGUUGCCCCAGAUGAGAAAACCUCAUCUAAGGAUGCAAUAUCUCAAUUGGGUGACUGGUUUCCACAUAUUUGGGUAAGAUGAUGGGAAUGCCCGAAAGUUGCUCUCAUUUAUGUUGGGUGUUUUUUUACAGGUAGUACGUCUGUUGAUCCUCGUUCGCGCUCGAGCCAUGCUGAUCCAAGUCGUUGCCCACUCUCCGCAGUUCGCUUAUGUGAGUGUCUUGAUCCUCCUUCGAGCUCGGGCCAUGCUGAUCCAAGUCGUUGCCCACUCUUCGCAGGCUGUGAGUGUCUUGAUCCUCCUUCGAGCUCGAGUCAUGCUGAUCCAAGUCGUUGCCCACUCUUCGCAGGACGUGAGUGUCUUGAUCCUCCUUCGAGCUCAAGUCAUGCUGAUCCAAGUCGUUGCCCACUCUUCACAGCCUUAUGUGAGUGUCUUGAUCCUCCUUCGAGCUUGAGCCAUGCUGAUUCAAGUCGUUUCCUACUCUUCGCAGUAUGUGAGUGUCUUGAUCCUCCUUCGAGCUCGAGCUAUGCUGAUCCAAGUCGUUGCCUACUCUUC